This is a messenger RNA of Anopheles funestus (African malaria mosquito), 1151 nucleotides long. RefSeq lists its product as uncharacterized. The transcript is spliced from 6 exons. Lineage: Eukaryota; Metazoa; Arthropoda; Insecta; Diptera; Culicidae. Bases 1 to 960 code for a protein of 319 amino acids. The record is from RefSeq and is a predicted model, not a curated record. Gene Ontology annotation, cellular component: neuron projection membrane. Gene Ontology annotation, biological process: synapse organization.
AUGUCAUUUUACAGUCAAAUUUUCCAUUCGAUGCCUUAUCAAAGCAAGCAUCAUCACGAACGUCAUUGGGGUCCUUUUUUCGAGGAACCGGUCAACGUGACUUCCGGGGCGGCCUUGCAGGUUGGAUAUCAUUUAUCAACGGAGGCUAUCCUCAACUGUAGGGUAGGAAUGCUAAAAGAUAAAACGGUGAUGUGGAUACGAAGAACCACCGAUAAGGUGUCGUUACUCACCGUCGGUAAUAAUACGUACAGCGGGGACCCGAGGAUAAAGGUCAAAUUUCAAUAUCCCAAUAAUUGGAGGCUACAUAUCAACCCGAUCAAAUCGGACGACGCCGGACUGUACAUGUGCCAGGUGUCGACGCAUCCUCCGCGAGUGUUUGCAACGAAUCUGACCGUCUUGGGACAAUAUACAAUUCUCUCUCUCUACGAGUUCUUCGACCGUUACUACAAAUUGGGCAGCACGAUCGAGAUAUCUUGCCAAGUGUCGACGUCGUAUCUGGCGAGUCUUCCGCCCAGUUCCAAGUCCGCCACCCAACAGCAACGCUCGAGGACUUCCGUUGGUCUACAGGCGAACACAUUGGACGAGUUGUCGAAACAAGGCGCCAAAACCACCAAAGACGAUAACAAACCGUCGGAUACGACGGAAAGAGGGUUGAUUAGCUGGACCAAGGAUGGCGCCGAGUUGCCGAAGAAUGUCAAGAUGAGUUUUAGCGGCACCAAGCAGUGGCUCAUCAGCCGAAUAUCGAUUCUGCAGGCAAAUCGUGUCCACAAUGGCGUCUACAACUGUACCGUUGCCGGGAAACAGAGUCGGUCGGCCCAGGUGCAGGUUCUGAACGGUGAAACUCCGGCCGCUGUUCAGCAUAAUUUUGGGCAUCGCAAAGAGGCAUCGGUGCUGUUCGGCAUCCGCUUCACAACGGUGGCAAUAAGCUGGUGCGUACUGCUGAAUCUGGUGUGGUUUUGACAGUCUACUGCUAAGGCUGAGAUUGACAUAUUCGUUUCUUAUUUCAAUUUAAAUGCAGCGAUUAGUGAGAAUCAUUUGCAAUCACUUAUAUUAAGUAAGUGAAGAAUAAUAUGUUAGUUAGUUCUUAAUAAUAAAUUUUAAUAUGUUGUACUUAAUAAAAAUGUUAUAAAUAAAAAAACCGUAAAAAUUGA